Pristis pectinata (smalltooth sawfish) is the source of this 4041-nucleotide messenger RNA. Its product is annotated as amyloid-beta A4 precursor protein-binding family A member 1-like. NCBI's taxonomy places the organism in Eukaryota, Metazoa, Chordata, Chondrichthyes, Rhinopristiformes, Pristidae. Gene Ontology annotation, biological process: chemical synaptic transmission. Bases 1 to 2331 code for a protein of 776 amino acids. Gene Ontology annotation, cellular component: dendritic spine; plasma membrane; cytoplasm. The transcript is spliced from 10 exons. The record is from RefSeq and is a predicted model, not a curated record. Gene Ontology annotation, molecular function: amyloid-beta binding; protein binding.
AUGAGCAGACAGGAAGAUCUCAGUGAGGCUGUCAGUUUAAGUCAGUGUGUCAAUGGGGUUGAGAUGAAUGAACAAGGAUUGGGAAAUGAUCAUAUGGGUGGUGGAACUAUUCUGACCGAGGGUGGUAAUGGUGGUUCUCUGGAAAACCUUCACUGUAGCAGAGAUGCUUUUAGAGGGAAUUUGGAUGAAGAUUUAUAUGGGGCUGGUGUAGGUUUAGUGAAAGAAGACAUUAAUGGUGAACAGAAAAGUUUGGAUAAUGUGGAACUGAAAAACGCAAUAACUGAUGAAGUCAAGGUUUUGGUUAGUGCUGUGCACUUGUCAGAAUUAAAUGCAGAUUCUGAAAACAAUUUGAUUGAAGAUGGUGUGAAAAACUUAAGUUCAGGAACUGGCGAUGUGGAUGAGACUUCAGACCUUGAUGAUGAGGAGGAUGAUGAUCACUGCCAGAUUAAAUUGCUUUCUGCCCAGUUGCGCCAACAUGAGGAGGCUGCAGUGAUCAUGGAGAGCAAAGGAAAACUGGCUGUUAGGUCACCAGUGGAUGGAGGGACUGAUUCAUCAGCUAGAGAAAGUGACAGGAAACAGUCUGGUAUGGUUAACAGUCAAGACAUUUUGACUGACAGGAGCUAUGAACAUCCACUAUUGCUUAAUGAAAAACUUAGAAGUUUAAAUGGAAAUAAAAAGGAAGAUCUAGUUCAAGAUUGCAACAAGCUGACCCAGGAUAGUUAUCUAGAAAGAGUUUCUGGUUUUACUGGUCAUGCACUGUCUAAUAUCCAGGAAAAGCUCACACCAGCACAAACUGAAAUAAUCUCACAAGAAACUUGCAGAUGGUCAAAAGGUUCAUCUGGAAAUGACUUUGGCCAAACUAAGGAUAUCAUCGGGGGUAUGCACCUUGACCAGCAAACUCCUGAUUUCUUUGAAGAUGAUGUGGAAAUUGAAGAUUUUUCAAGUUCUUCUUUAGUUGGCAGGCUGUUACUUAGGCAAAUGAUACUGAAGGAAGACUGGAAGAAAGAGGGAGAAGCAUUGUCUUUAGCUGUUAAAGAACUGAAAGAAGAGGUUGAGUGUAUUAGCAAAUCCUUUCUGCCCGAGGAUGAUCCUGAGCACAUUGAUCCAUCAAGUCAAGGCGCUUGUCGUAUAAAAGACAAUGUCCAUGAACCAAAUCGAAAGACAAAGAAGAAAUUUUCCUUUCCUGCAUUUAAGGAAGUACUGGGACCCUGUGAGUCAGAGGAUCUCCUCGAUGGAAUCAUAUUUGCAGCAAGUUAUCUUGGAUCAACCCAGUUAUUCUCUGACAAAAAUCCAUCGACCAAUGUCCGAAUGUCACAAGCACAGGAAGCAGUGGGGAGAGUAAAGGCACCCGAAGGAGAGUCGCAACCAAUGACUGCAGUAGAUUUGUUUAUAUCGACACAACGAAUUAAAGUAUUGAAUGCUGAAACGCAGGAAGCCCUGAUGGAUCACCCUCUGCAGACUAUUUCAUACAUUGCAGACAUUGGAACUACAAUAGUUUUCAUGGCUCGGCGACGAUUGCCACGUAAACCUCCAGGCCAGGAGACUGGGAGCUCCGUGACAGGAAAGCGAGAGUACAAGAUGAUAUGCCACGUCUUUGAGUCAGAGGACGCAAGUCUUAUCGCACAGGCUAUAGGCCAAGCUUUUACUGUGGCUUACCAGCAGUUUCUGAAUGCCAAUGGUAUCAAUCCUGCAGAUCUGAGUCCCACAGAGUACAAUGAUUUAAUCGACACUGAGUUCUACAAUGGGGAUCUUGUACACUUUUCCAAAUCAGAGAACUCUAAAGAGGUCCAUAUCGAAAAAGCGAAAGGUGAGAUCCUUGGCCUAGUGAUAGUGGAGUCAGGCUGGGGCUCUAUCCUUCCCACUGUGGUGAUAGCCAAUCUCAUGCAUGGCGGGCCCGCGGAACGGUCAGGAGAGUUGAACAUCGGAGAUCAGAUCAUAUCUGUGAAUGGCACCAGUUUAGUUGGCCUGCCACUUGCUACUUGCCAGGGCAUAAUCAAGGACUUGAAAUAUCAGUUUGAAGUGAAGCUGAAUAUUGUUCGCUGUCCUCCAGUCACCACUGCAAUCAUCAAACGACCAGACCUGAAGCUUCAGCUGGGAUUUAGUGUUCAGGAUGGCAUUAUCUAUAGCCUCAUGAGAGGCGGAAUAGCAGAACGAGGUGGAAUUAGAGUUGGGCACAGAAUCAUUGAAAUAAAUGGACAAAGUGUUGUGGCAAUCCCACAUGAAAAGAUUGUGCAAAGACUGUCAAAUGCCACUGGCGAGAUUCACAUAAAGACAAUGCCAGCUGCAACAUAUCGAUUACUAACUGGACAAGAACAACCAAUAUACAUAUAAAGGAAGAAUUAUCGUCAUUAGCCAGCUGAAACACUUGUGGCAUCCAUGGAUUCCACAUCGACACUGCCUGCUUUGUUGUGCCUCAACAGUAUUGCAACACCAUUCUUAAUUGGCCUAUUGAAGGUGACUUAACCAUUCCACUCUGCACUAAAUUGGCUGCUGGCUCAGAGCUGCAGCAUCACAUCAGGCCAGUGUGAAAGGGGGAAAUAAGUUAACUUUUGGUGCAGGGUUGGCUGCAUGCCACACAUCAGACGUUGCACUGAUACAAGGUGGCACUGUUUUUCACCAAAAGGUUCUGUACAUGGCUUCCUCCAUAUCAUCAGCUCGAACUAGAUAUCUCAUGACAUCUGCAAACAGCUCUUCUGUUUUAUUUGAAUAGAAACCCACUGGAUUUAUUUUAAUAGUGCCAAGGGCAAAGCUUAAUAUUUUAACCAAGUAAUUAAAAAAAAUCACCAAGGGAUAAAUGUAUUAAGCAGACCAGAGUACUUAUGUGGAUAAUUUUUUGAGGGGUUGGGGGAGGGGAGGGACGAAGCUAUGGACGGUGGUCUCGGAGACGAUGAAGUUUUGGGCCUGAAUCUUGGUCUGGAAGCUAUUCUGCAUUGUUUGUGAAAGGUGUCUUUCCAUCCUACGACUGCCUGGCACUGGGAUAUCAGGUUCAGCUGUUGUUUUCCAAUUUGCUCUGUGUAUACCAAAUGCAAUUUACUAUUUUUUUUUGUACAGAUCUUUCUUUUAAAAUGUCAGGGCAAGAUGGUCUAAAUUGUACCUUGUACCUCUGCAUAAGGAGAUGAAAAAUCAGUCUGGAGUGACUGCUUCUGUUUGCUAUCCACUGAUUCUUGCAGAGAAGUGUGGUGUAUGUAAUCAAUAAGGAAGAAUAGAUUGUCCUCAUUGGAAUUUCCUGCUGACCAUGUGCAUUGUAGAGACUCUGAGGAUACCUCACUUAGAAGUUCAUGCCUUUGGUGCCUUGAAAACUACCAUUAAGUUAGCCAUAAUUGCCAUGCUUGGAGUGUUUAUCAGGGAAUAUAACUGAAUAAAAUACAUAUAGUAAUGAUUGUACAGUAUUUUGCAUAGUCAUAAGGGUUAGCUGAGAGGUUACCGAUAUUAUGUAGACUACAGGCCAUAGGUUCAUCUAUUGGCCAAGACUGAAUUAGAUAUUUUUGGCUCAGCUGAGACAAUAGGGGUGGGGACUGAGGGUUUAUUUGAGAUCACUACUAGUUUAAGGUAGAGGGGAUUAAUUAGUCCAGGACUUUUGCACCAUAUCAUUAUUGCAUGGCAUUUUGGAAAAUGCAUGUGGCCAAAGAUAUUGCCCAUAGGGACUCAAUGUACUUGUGUCUGUGGAAAUGCAAUCCAGCAAGAGUCGCAAUCUUCAUACAAGAAAGAGGGAAAGUUGAGGGCAGGGUAUUUCUGUAGCCCUGUGCAUCUGGAAAUGUUCUCUAUCGCUGUAACUUGUUUAUAUUAAUGACCAGUGUGGCUUCUGAGCUGCUAUGAUCAGAAUUUGAGCCAUGUAGUCUUUUAUCAUAUAAGUUGCCUUUUCUGCAUGGGUCUGCUCUGAAUUCUUCCAAAGGAAUGUGCUACUGACAUCUGACAUUUAGUUAAUGGAAAUGAGAGUACCUGGUGCUCUGACAGAUUGAGCAAUAAUCUAAUGCAGUGCUUCCUUUGUCUGGUUCUCGUUAACACCUUUCAUUGCAAUAAAGUUAUUGUGGCAUAAAUGCA